This is a messenger RNA of Phaedon cochleariae (mustard beetle), 1341 nucleotides long. NCBI's taxonomy places the organism in Eukaryota, Metazoa, Arthropoda, Insecta, Coleoptera, Chrysomelidae. The record is from the annotation of a GenBank genome assembly.
AUGGAAAAAUGUAAGGCGUCCAACCAAAAAACAUGCUUCGUCACCUUCGAUCAGCCCCUCUACGCGAAAGCUCAAGAAAUCGUGGCGAAUAAUCCGAAAUUUACAAAUGUAAUCGUGAGACUUGGAGGAUUUCAUUUGCUCAUGUCCUUUUUAGGUGGCAUUGGGUACAUAAUGGGCGGAAGCGGAUUGAAAGAUAUAUUCAGCACUAUUUACGCUGAGAAUAGUGUAGAGAAAAUGCUAGCUGGUCACGCAUAUGCCCGUGCAAUUCGUGCUCACAUCUUAUGUCAUCUUGCUUUGGCACAUGUAAUUUUGGAAUCAUUGGAAUUCACAGACGAAGAUCGUGAUGUUAUGAAACAAUUGCUUGGCAAUCUUGAUAGAUCGACGAUUCUGAGGGCUGAUGAAAACGAGGCAUUUAGGGAUGUUACGACAAAAUUCAAAGAAGCACUUGCAAAAUUAGAAAAUAAUGGUCCUACAGCCAAACUAUGGAUCCAGUAUUUUCAAAUGGUCACUUUGGUAAAGCAUUUCAUCGAAGCGGAGCGAAUGGGGAACUGGCAAUUGCAUCUGAAUACUGUUCAAAGAAUGCUGCCCUAUUUUCAUGCAAGCGGCCAUUUCUUGUAUGCAAAAUGUGCUCAUCUCUAUUUGCAAAGUAUGUUCGAUUUGGAACUCAAGAUGGAUCCAGUUGAAUACAAAAAAUUCACGACAGAAAGCUUUUUCACGAUUAGGCGUACUGACAAAUGUUGGUCAGGAAUUUGGUCCGACAUGACUAUCGAACAAACAUUGAUGCGGAUGAUGCAUAGCUCUGGGGGGCUAACUCGUGGACGAGGAAUCAGCGAUAGUGUACUGGCUCAUUGGACUUUGGGAAUAUCUCUGCACAAUGUUUGCGAAGCUUUUGAGAAUUAUUGUGACGUUCAUCUCGAUACAUCCGAGCAACAUGUCGAUGCAAGGGCUUCACGUAUCUCACGAGACGAUCAAGACCUAAACAAAUUGCUGCAUUGGUUUUCUCAGCAUCCUCCCUUUCCCGAAAUUAAUUCCCUUUUUUGCAUAAGCACUGGACUUGUUGGAGAUUCAACGAUAAACUGUCAUUUGUCCAGAAAAAUGGGUUUGAAAGGUUUGAACCAAAUGGUUACCACGUACGAAAAUUUUGAGGCAAUUAAAUUUAAACGGAAAGAUAAAGUUAUCCCACUACUAGCAGUUAAUAGCAGCAUCAAAGUCGGCGAAGAAACUAUUUGCCUCAACCCACUAAUGCUGUUUCAAAGGAUGUGCAUUGCUAAGAAAUCCGAAGACGAGAUAAAGGAUUACCUUAAAUACGAGCUGGCCCCCUUUCCUUUGUCGUUUUUUUAG